GCAUCUCUUUCAACUUUAUAUGUGAUGUAGGUUGUUCUCUGAAAGUAACGCCUUCCUCUAACGCCAUGAAAGAAAGAACCCCUCUUCACUGUAAUCAGUAGAGUUUCCAUCUCAGAGUAAAUUCAGUCCUUCCAACUUCUAGAAAAGAUUCGAUCUUCUAUGUCUUUCAAUCCCGAUCACUUUCUUUGGUAACGCCUCCCUAUCUAACGCCUCAAUAUAACCCCUCUUUACUGUAAUCAGUAAAGAUUACAUCUGAGAUUCGAUCCAAUCAUUCCAACUUCUACAAAAGAUCCAAUCUUCUCUGUCUAUUAAUUCCAGUAUUUCAAUCACAUCUCAAAGUCGGUCGAAAUUCCCCUUCAACCAAUUUCACAAUCUCUGAAAUCAGUUACGGUUCUAGGUUUGCCCUAAUAAUUAGAUUUCCCUUCGGAUUGAUUUAUUAUUGAAAUUACACCAAAAGAAACGCACAACAUGGAAUUAAUUGCCUGCUGCAUCUAUAAAUUGUCUCCGAAAAUCACAGGGAAGCAUCAGUCUCACCGGUUCAACAUCUUCCCAGACAAAGAGAGAAAUGGCAUCACAGGUUACCUGCAAUAUUCAGAAGGUUGGACCCUCAUCCACACAGGACACACUCAAGAGUUUACGAUUGCUUGACGAAGGAAAAACAAACAUCGUUACCAUCCGUGUUACCCGGAAAUGGGAAGAGUUAGACUUCAUGUCGACCAACGACGUUACCAGCGUUGAUAUGGUUAUUGUUAACGAGCAGGGGGAAGAGUUAUACGCUGUCAUACCCAAAAAUCUUAUUUGGAAGUUUGAUAAGCUGAUUUGGGAGGGGGUCUGUACUCUAUGCAGAAACUACACUUGACCACUGCUAAACUGAAGUUCCGUCUUGCGCACAAUGAGAAGCGGGCCUUCUUAUGGAGCACCACCUCCAUCACUGCUUUGGAUGCCUAUUUCGUGUCCAUUAUUCCCCAGAAAUUCUGUUUCACUGAGUUUGAGGACAUAGAAUCGACCCUUCAAAACAUACAUCUUACAGAUGUGGUGGGUUUCUUAAAAACAGUCACCAACAUCCAGGUGCUUCAAAGGUCCGGUGGGCAAUCAAGUCGAAUGCGCGAGAUCACAAUUGAAAAUCUCAGGGGCACAACUAUGAAAAUUGCUCGAUGGGGUUCUGCCGCCAACCAAGUAGGGAAUGACCCAAUUGAUUGCGACUCCAUCCCCCAUCCUGUGUUGGUUGUCGUGUGCUCCACUUUUGUUAAGAACUACCAAGGCGAAUCACCCUAUCUUCGACCAAUGCCACCAGAGUCUACACGGAUGCAGACAUACCCGAAGUCGUUGAAAUGCGAGAAAGGUGCCCCUAUGCUAGACCACCCCGCUCUAUCACAGUACCGGCUAAGAAAGGAAAAUUACCUAUACAUUUCAAUCCUGACAACAGGAAAACAAUAUCGCAGCUUCUCACUGCCAAAUGGGAUCCUUCUUGCCAGGCCGCUAAUGUCUGUCCUCAUAUGUAACGCCACUGCCACCCAUGUGUUGAUUGAAAAUGGUUGGCACUAUCUUGCCUGCCAUCGAUGUAGCAAGAAGGUUAUGGGUGAUGAUGGAGACCUUUGGUGCACUAAAUGUGAAGCCAAGGUUGAAAUUCACAUUGCAAGGUUCAUGGUCUGCUUUGAGGUAGAGGACCACACUGGCACCACAGUCUUUGUAGCUCUGGAUAGUGAAGUCUAAAAAAUGGUCUGUUCUACCGCAGCUGAGCUCAUAGGAGCGUCAGAGGAUAAUGCAAAAUCUGCGGUAAUAUCUGGAUUCUCGCAGAUACUCCAGCGAGUUGUUGAUUUCCAAAUCACUAUCAAUUCCUUCAACAUGAAACAAAAAACACCAACCAGCUUCACCGUCACCCGAAUUAACCUCACCAACCAGCCUGGCCAAGGUAUUUUUGCGACUGAAAGUUGAAUGGUUUCAAAUACUGUUGAUGGACCACAGGUAAAGAAACCUCGCCUUGACGAAACAACUGGAAUGAAGGAUAAUAAGGAUGAAGCUGCUGAAUGAAUUGGGCCUUGCUACCGGAAUAUAAUUGAAUAAAACAUUACAUGAACCUUUAUUCAGUAUUGUUAUUUGUUUUCUGUUUUCUUUGUUUGAACUACAUGUUUCGCAGUUUACUUACAGUCUUGAUAAUAGUAAUGCUCUAUUAUCAGGUUCCCCAUUUAAACACUAGGUCUUUUGUUAAAAAACUUUCAGAUCCUUAAUUGUCUGCACUGCAAGAGGUACUUUAUAUGGUGGCUUAAUACUGCAUCUCUUGCCCUGCGAUAUAAUUUGUUUAGUCUCUUUUCUUAUAGUCAGUCACUAUCUUCUCCUUGUUUCCUUCAUUCAAAAAACCGAAUAAAUGACAUAUGAA
Messenger RNA from Papaver somniferum (opium poppy), 2377 nucleotides. RefSeq lists its product as uncharacterized. NCBI's taxonomy places the organism in Eukaryota, Viridiplantae, Streptophyta, Magnoliopsida, Ranunculales, Papaveraceae. The record is from RefSeq and is a predicted model, not a curated record. The coding region runs from base 841 to 1713 and encodes 290 amino acids. The transcript is spliced from 10 exons.